AUGAUUCCAGCCAACUAUUCCCAGGUGACAGGUUUUGUACUUCUGGGGCUCUCUCAGACAUGGGAACUUCAGUUCUUCUUCUUCAUUGUCUUUUCUGCUGUGUAUCUUAUGACUGUAACUGGAAAUCUCCUCAUUGUGGCUGUAGUAACCUCUGAUCCACACCUGCACACAACCAUGUACUUUCUCUUAGGUAAUCUUUCUUUCCUGGACUUCUGCUACUCUUCUAUCACAGCACCUAGGAUGUUGGCUGACCUACUCUCAGGCAACCCCACCAUUUCCUUUGGUGGCUGCCUGACCCAGCUCUUCUUUUUUCACUUCAUUGGUGGCAUCAAGAUCUUUCUGUUGACUGUCAUGGCAUAUGACCGCUAUGUUGCCAUUUCACAGCCCCUGCGCUACACUCUCAUCAUGAAUCAGACUGUCUGUGGGCUCCUGAUGGCAGCCUCCUGGGUGGGAGGUUUCAUCCACUCCAUUGUACAGGUUGCACUGACUAUCCAGCUGCCAUUCUGUGGGCCCGAUAAACUGGACAACUUUUACUGUGAUGUGCCCCAGCUGAUCAAAUUAGCCUGUACAGAUAUCUUUGUCUUAGAGCUUCUGAUGGUGUCUAACAAUGGCCUAGUGACCUUGAUGUGCUUUCUGGUGCUUCUGGGAUCUUACACAGCACUGCUAGUCAUGCUCCGAAGCCACUCACGGGAGAGCCGCAGCAAGGCCCUGUCCACCUGUGCCUCCCACAUUGCUGUGGUGACCUUAAUCUUUGUGCCUUGUAUCUAUAUCUAUGCAAGGCCAUUUCGGACCUUCCCAAUGGAUAAGGUGGUAUCUGUGCUGUAUACAAUGGUCACCCCCAUGCUGAAUCCUGCUAUUUAUACUUUGAGAAACAAGGAUGUUAUCAUAGCCAUGAAGAAGCUGUGGAGGAGGCAAAACUUCUUUCUUGGUGCCCCAGAGCACUAA
Molecule: messenger RNA, 945 nt
Organism: Orycteropus afer afer
Lineage: Eukaryota; Metazoa; Chordata; Mammalia; Tubulidentata; Orycteropodidae
Product: olfactory receptor 4D5
Exons: 1
Coding region: 1-945 (314 amino acids)
Biological process (GO): G protein-coupled receptor signaling pathway
Cellular component (GO): membrane
Molecular function (GO): olfactory receptor activity; G protein-coupled receptor activity
Source: RefSeq, a predicted model, not a curated record